Messenger RNA from Mucor velutinosus, 420 nucleotides. RefSeq names its product phosphatidylinositol-3,5-bisphosphate 5-phosphatase (gene FIG4). NCBI's taxonomy places the organism in Eukaryota, Fungi, Mucoromycota, Mucoromycetes, Mucorales, Mucoraceae. The transcript has a single exon. The record is from RefSeq and is a predicted model, not a curated record. The coding region runs from base 1 to 420 and encodes 139 amino acids.
AUGAGGCCCACAGCAAUUGGUCUGGACGUCUUUGAACGAGACCCGUUCACAUUUAUUACAUAUCCAUCAACACCAACUCUUAUGCCAAAUGAUUUUUUCUCCUGCGACGAUAGUAAUGAUGGCCAAAUUAACUUUGACGUUGACAAUAAUAACAAAGACAAUAACAGCACCAACAACGAACAUACCCAUAACGAUAACGACAAAAACAACUGUGACAAUAACAACAGCAAUAACUAUAAAAGCGACAAUAUUUACAACAGUAGCAAUGGCAACGACCAUGAUACAACAAACGUGAACAACGACAACAAAAAUAACCACGGUAGUAAAGGUCUUGCUGGAGAAAAACGGAAAUUAGGCGGAAAUAUUGCGCCAUUUUGCAAGGAUAGAUUAAUACACGUAAUGGAAGUCGAUAGCAACUAG